Molecule: messenger RNA, 3036 nt
Organism: Penicillium pulvis
Lineage: Eukaryota; Fungi; Ascomycota; Eurotiomycetes; Eurotiales; Aspergillaceae
Product: putative SNF2 family helicase/ATPase
Exons: 2
Coding region: 1-3036 (1011 amino acids)
Cellular component (GO): cytoplasm
Molecular function (GO): ATP-dependent chromatin remodeler activity; ATP binding
Source: RefSeq, a predicted model, not a curated record
AUGACUAUCGAUCAGGGAUUCCGCCGGGUGCGACUCCGAUCAAACGCCCCGAGCAGGUGUCGUAUGCUACCCCCGCGGGCCCCAAGGGCACUUUUCACAUCAAAGCCAUCCGCACCGAAGCAGUCCUUCGCAUCGAAAAACCUUCAGGCUUUCAUCGAUCUUACAGCCGAUGAGUCUGAUUCGAGGACCGGAACAAAUGCUCAGCAGUUUGGUCAGGCAUCUACUUUUGGUUCCACGGAUGUCUACGGUUACGUCGACUCAGCCAAAGCGAAUGAAAACAUAAAAGCUCUGCUUGAGGGUGCAUUCGAAGACGAGGAAGAAAGCAAAGCAAAGUCUAAGGACAAGAAGAAGAAGAAAAAGAGCAAAACGAAGCUUUUGAAGAAAACUGAAACGAAGGAAGCCAGUCCGGCUGCGAAUAACGACACCAGUGAACUCGAUGACUUGGCUGCUCAACUUCAAGGUGUUACUGUCAAUGACCCGAACGAAGGCGAAGCAGAGUCUGCCGAUGAAUUUGACGAGAAGAAGCCAACAAAGCUUAAGAAAGACACGGAUCAUGACAAUAAAAAGGAGAAAGUCACGGACAACGAGGAUGACGAGGCCGAAGUAGAGGAUGGUGAUGAGGAAGAAGAGGAGGAGGAGGAGGAGGAAUCCGAUGACGAAGAAGAGCUGAUUAUCGAGGGCUUGAAAGUCACCUUGCUGCCCCACCAAGUCGAAGGUGUAAGCUGGAUGUGUGACAAAGAGUCUGGUCGACACUCGACAAAAGGAAUUGUGCCCAAGGGUGGAAUCCUUGCGGAUGACAUGGGCCUGGGAAAAACCGUUCAAACAAUAUCCCUGCUGCUCAAAAAUCGCAAGCCCGAGCACGAACACAGCGACGACGACACCGCCAACAAGAAAACAGACGAUGAAGAUGCCCCACCUGCCUCUCAACUUAGCAAGACUACGCUUGUAGUGGCACCUCUAGCACUUAUCAAGCAAUGGGAAGCCGAGAUCGCUGACAAAAUUGAGAGGUCUCAUAAGCUGAGCGUCUGUCUCUAUCAUGGGACGAACCGCGCAAAGACUGCCAAGUCAUUGGGCGACUACGACAUCGUCAUUACCACCUACGGAACUCUUACCUCAGAGUCAAGUACAGCAGCCGCGGACAAGGCCAAAAAGUCUGGGAUUUUCUCUGUUUACUGGUACCGAGUUGUCCUUGACGAGGCCCACACCAUCAAGAAUCGCAAUGCCAAGGCGACACAAGCUGCAUGCACCUUGGAUGCUAGAUAUCGCUGGUGCUUGACAGGAACGCCAAUGCAGAACAACCUUGACGAGCUGCAGAGUUUGAUCAAAUUCCUCCGUAUUAAGCCUUACAAUGACCUUGCUGCGUGGCGUGACCAGAUCAGUAGACCGUUAGCAAAUGGCCGUGGUGGCCUUGCUAUCCAACGACUCCAAGUCAUCCUGAAAGCUUUCAUGAAACGACGCACCAAGGAUGUUCUAAGAGACAAUGAAAACGAUAAAUCCGAAGGAGCUGAUGGAAAACCGAAAAAAUCCAAUGGGUUCAAAAUCGUCAAGCGUGAGGUUAUCAAGGUGGAAGCGCAGUUCAUGGAGGGGGAGCUGAACUUUUACAAGCGAUUGGAACAACGCACCGAGAACCGCCUUGAGGAGAUGAUGGGCGGAGCCAAAGUUGACUAUGCUGGCGCGUUGGUCUUGCUCUUGCGUCUUCGUCAAGCGUGUAACCAUCCUGAGCUUGUCAAGAGUGAUCUAGCCUUGGACAAAGAUGUUCUGUUGCAGAAUGGAAACCCUGCAAGCCAGUCAUCUGAAGCAAAGAAAGACGAUCUAGAUGACAUGGCUGACCUCUUUGGAGGGUUGAGUGUCAUGACGAAGAAAUGCGAUGUUUGUCAAGCGGAACUUAGCCAAGCCGAAUCAAAGAGCGGGGCUAGUCACUGCACUGAGUGUGAAACCGACCUGAACACCAAUUUCAUGACCAAAGAUAGCAAGCAAAAGGCAAAGAAAGCACACAAACACCACGAGGUCACAACAAUUGAAAGUCCGGUCGCCAAGUCUCGCUCUCGCAAGAACCGUCGAGUCAUUCUUGAUAGCGACGAUGAGGAUGAUGACGAGGCCGAAUGGAUUGUACCCGAGGGCCAACGUAAGAUGCCCAACCUUGGCAAGGCCGGUGGAUCAGAGGACGAAGACGCUGAAGGUGGAGGAGAAUGGAUUGGCUCCGGGGACUCCGACCUUGACUCGCCCUCGGGGAAGAAGAAUCAACCUAUUACCCUGAGCAGCUCUGAAGAUGAAUCCGACUCUGACGAUGACAUUCCUUACGAAGGCGAAAACGGGGAGCUACCAUCUACCAAGAUCCGUUACUUGAUGAAACUCCUCAACAAAGAAUCCGCGGACUACAAAUUCAUUGUCUUCUCUGUUUUCACCUCGAUGCUGAAUAAGAUCGAGCCAUUUUUGAACAGUGCAAACAUUGGAUUUGCACGUUACGAUGGUGGCAUGCGAAAUGACCACCGUGAAGCCAGUCUCAACAAGUUGAGGAAUAACAGUGGCACUCGCGUCCUGCUCUGCAGUUUGCGUGCCGGUGCACUGGGUCUCAACUUGACAGCUGCCAGCCGUGUUGUAAUCCUGGAACCAUUCUGGAAUCCUUUCGUGGAAGAACAAGCUAUUGAUCGUGUCCAUCGUCUCAACCAAACCGUUGAUGUCAAAAUCUACAGAAUGAUCAUCAAGGGCAGCGUUGAAGAGAGGAUUGUCGCCCUGCAGGAUCGCAAACGCGAACUGGCCAACAUGACCAUCGAGGGCAAGUCUGCCGCCGGAAAAUUGACCAUGAACGACAUGAUGGCGCUAUUUGGUCGCGACGCCGAGUCCAAAUAUACCCCAACCGAUACUCAGGGGAAGCUGGACUUCAAACAGCCCACUAGGCUACUGAAUUCUACAGAGGAGAUUGCUUCUCCUAGGCCCUCCCAGUCCUCUGCACGGAGUGACUCUCAUAACCGAGAUCGUCGGCAGCAAUCUAGGAAGUCGACACCUGAAGAUUCUGUGUAUGGACGACGCUGGUAG